Molecule: messenger RNA, 1188 nt
Organism: Zeugodacus cucurbitae (melon fly)
Lineage: Eukaryota; Metazoa; Arthropoda; Insecta; Diptera; Tephritidae
Product: angiopoietin-related protein 1
Exons: 3
Coding region: 87-1022 (311 amino acids)
Source: RefSeq, a predicted model, not a curated record
CUAAGUAGAUUAUUUCACUUAAAUCCAAUCUUCUGAAAGUGUCGGUUCAAAUUAAGCACCCUACAAUUCUCGCAACUCGCAGAAAAAUGUCCCGUAUUGUUUUCAUUCUUUUGCUGAAUUAUUUUUUAAUUUUUCGAAUCGUAUUUGGUUCCAGUCGAAAUAGUGAUUCGUGUACAGUGCAUGAUUGCAAUUGUAAUGUGCAAAUAGAAGUUGUUAAUGCUGAACUCGUCGACGAUGUGGAAAUGGCUGAUGUUAAUAUCGAUAUUAGAACAUCGGACAAUAAAAAGCCGUUACUUGCGAAUCGAGUAUCAAAAGCGUCUAGUUGUAUGGAAGCAGAACCGUCUACUUGUAUGGCAGUAAAACCAUUUAGUUGCAUGGAGGCAGCAGCUAAAAGCUGGAAAAGUGGCAUUUACCAAAUUCACUUGAAAAAGUUUAAUAUCUCCGACUUGGAGGUGUAUUGUGAAGAAGAUAUGGAAUUUGGGGGAUGGUUAGUUAUUCAACGGCGUCAAAGUGGCGCCAUGAAUUUUACUAGAGACUGGCAUGAGUAUAAAGAGGGAUUUGGCGAACUAACAGGAAACUAUUGGAUCGGUUUGGAAAAACUACAUGCGCUCACUAGCAGUUGCGAACAAGAGUUGUAUAUUCAACUGGAAAGGCGUAAUGGCGAAAAAUACUAUGCAAAGUACUCAGAAUUUCUUAUAGGGAAUGAAUCUGAGAGCUACAUUUUAAAGAACGUGGGUAAGUAUAAGGGAAAUGCGGGCGAUUCCUUAACACCUCAGUCAGGAUACAAAUUUUCAACAUAUGAUCGUGAUAAUGAUACUUGGGGUGGUGGAAAUUGUGCAAAGAAAUAUGAAGGCGGUUGGUGGUAUCACAUUUGCUAUAGAAGUCACUUAAAUGGAGUCUAUGGAGAUGAUAAUGCCGGUGUUAAUUGGUGUGCCAUAAAAGAAUAUGAAUCAUUGGCAUUUGUACAAAUGAUGAUACGACCAACGCAAAAUUGCUGGAGGCGUUUGAUGUUGAGCAAUUAAAAUAUAUGUAUCUAAAAUAAUAUUCAAUUUUAUGUUUCUAUUAACUAUUGUUGUGUGUAAAAUCAUGCAAUUAAGUAAUGUUGACUAUUAAUCUAAAAUCAUGAAAAGCAAUAUUUCUACGACAUUGAGCCUUACAAAUUACGAGAUUAAAAGUGUUCAUUUAAAA